Messenger RNA from Helianthus annuus (common sunflower), 1424 nucleotides. RefSeq names its product probable serine/threonine-protein kinase PIX13. Gene Ontology annotation, molecular function: ATP binding; protein kinase activity. The transcript is spliced from 5 exons. Gene Ontology annotation, biological process: protein phosphorylation. The coding region runs from base 122 to 1348 and encodes 408 amino acids. Lineage: Eukaryota; Viridiplantae; Streptophyta; Magnoliopsida; Asterales; Asteraceae. The record is from RefSeq and is a predicted model, not a curated record.
CACACUUGAAAAGGGGCACAAUAUGGUUCCCUGUCACAACCAUAUCUUUCCCACUUCAUUUUUCUUCUUGCUUUUAAGAAACACAUUUUAACAUUCAAAUACACAGAAGCCACUUGGAGAGAUGGGAAACUGCCAUCGAAAGCUUCGCAAUAAUCUCACCAAUAACAAAGCUACAGAACAACAACCUCCUGCCACGGUGGCCGAAGGCAGAUCUAAUCACGGUGGUAGCACCGCUAGUCAGGAGUCGGUGCUGCCUAGGCCUAGGGGCCAAAUAGUAACACCAAACUUAAAAAUAUUCUCAUAUGCCGAGCUGCAAACCGCCACAAAAAAUUUUCGGCCUAGCAGCAUCCUAGGAGAAGGUGGAUUCGGGCAAGUAUUCAAAGGGUGGGUGGACGGUGUGACUUACGCGCCGUUGAAGGCUGGUGUUGGGAUUCCGGUUGCCGUUAAGAAGUUGGAUUCCGGUAGCAUUCAAGGUCUUAAAGAAUGGCAGGCAGAAGUGGAGUUAUUGGGAAAGUUUAUUCACCCAAAUCUAGUAAAACUCUUGGGAUAUUGUUGGGAAGAUCAAGAGUUCCUUCUGGUCUAUGAAUAUAUGCAAGAAGGAAGCUUAGAAAACCAUCUCUUUAAAAGCAGUGAACCACUUCCAUGGGAGACAAGGAUCAAAAUCGCCAUGGGAGCAGCUCAGGGACUUUCUUUCUUGCAUAAUACCGAAAGAAAAGUUAUCUAUAGAGAUUUUAAAUCCUCAAAUGUCUUAUUAGAUGGUGAGUUUAACGCGAAACUCUCAGAUUUUGGAUUGGCAAAGCUAGGUCCAGUUAAUGGAGAAUCUCACGUGUCAACAAUGAUAGUGGGAACAUAUGGUUAUGCAGCUCCUGAGUAUAUGAUUACUGGUCAUCUAUAUGUGAAGAGUGAUGUUUAUGGCUUUGGGGUGGUGAUGCUAGAGAUGAUGACAGGGUUACGUGUACUUGAUCCUAAUCGACCUCCCUCACAACAAAACUUGGUGGAUUGGGCUAGACCUUCGUUAACCGACAUCAAGAAACUAAAAGGAAUUAUGGAUCCGCGAUUGGAACAACAUUAUCCAUCACAAGGUGUGAUUAAGGCAGGAGAACUCAUCCGAAAGUGUCUUGAUGUGAACCCAAAUCACCGGCCUUCAAUGGAGAAAGUGGUGGCGAGUUUAGAAGAGAUCAAUGCAAUCAGAAUGAAACCAAAGCGGUUAAAGAUCAACAAUGGACACUUGAUGAGCCCACACCAUGAACAAAGCUAUGGUGAUCAUCGUCGUGAGAAGUGCCAUCGUUCUCCCCUCCAUGUGAAGCAACGGGGAGGGGUUUGGGUCGAUAGAUCACCCGUCCAAUAGUAUAAAUAGAAGGAAUUCCAUUAAUUCAAAUUAAAAGUUUUGUUUUAACUCGUUUGAUUAUUAUUUUUGAUUGUUU